Molecule: messenger RNA, 8102 nt
Organism: Blepharisma stoltei
Lineage: Eukaryota; Ciliophora; Heterotrichea; Heterotrichida; Blepharismidae
Source: the annotation of a GenBank genome assembly
AUGGAGAUAUCAUAUGCAAACUAUCUGAUUUCACGUCUUUCGAUCUUCAAAGAUCCUUUUUCAUCUACAGAAAUCCAAACUGAAAUGCUCUGUUACCCAAUUUCAUACCUAGCAGAAGACCAACUGAAAGGGCUGGAGUGUGGGCUCCUCCAAGACAUCGAAGAUCACCAAUUGAUUUUCGAUUCUCUACAAAAAGAUCUGCCAAAAAGUGAAAAACUGAGCUACGAGCACCACUUUAUUGCGGAUGGUGCUGCUCAUCUUCUUGCGAACUCUCAUAGAGAAAACUUUGUUUUCCUGCUCGGAACUCCCAAAAUCGGGAAAAGCUCUCUGCUAACUCUCCCAGUGAGCGAGUAGCAAUUGGAAUAAUCCUACAUUUUUGGAAAUUAGUCUUCUCCUAGCGAAUAAAAGUUCUUUUAUAUAAAUUAUUUAGAUAUAUAAGUAUAUUAUGGCUAAAUCUUUAAUAUUUUUAUUAAAUAAAUAAUAAACUUAUAAAUUAAAUAUAUUUUUACUUUUAAAAUUUUGCAAGCUUAAUCCCCUGCUUAUUAACGAAAAAACAUUUUUGUUCGCUCAUGGAAGGGAUUUUUUUUAAAAAAAUUAUAUAAAUUUUAUAGUAAAUUUAUUUCGAAUUUAAACUAGUCCCAAUUCUCAAAUAUUGGUAAGUAAAUAUUUAUUUAAUUUGUAUAAUUUAUGUUUAAAAUGCAAUUUGUCCAAAAUUAAACAGAAUUAGCUUACUCCCCCCCCCCCCUCCGUGAGCGAACAAAAAAAUUUUGUUCGCUCACGGAGGGGGGUUAAUUUUUUUUUUUUAAAAAAAAUUUAUAUAUAAAUUUUAUAAAAAAUAUUUUUUUCGAAAUUUAAAAAAAUCCUAAUUUGCAAAAAUUGGGAAGAAUAUUAAUUUAAUUUGCAAAAUUUAUGUUUUAAAACGCAAUUUGUUUAAAAUUAAACAGAAUUAGCUCUAGAUUUCAUUAUACUAAUUAUCACUUAUAUAUCAAAAUUUUUUUCCAUUAAAAUUUUUUCUAUUAAAAAAAUUUUUGUUCACUCACGGAGGGUGGGUUUUUGGUCAAAAAAUGGCGAUUUUUCUAAUGGUUUUGUUCGCUCACGGAGGGGGGGGGGGGGAGUUAGGGAUUUCAUUAUACUUAUUCUCACUUAUAUAUCAAAAAUUUUAUCAUAAAAAAUUUUUUGUUCGCUUACGGAGGCCAAAAAAUAGGUAUUUUUCCAAUGAUUUUGUUCGUUCACUGAGGGGGAGUUAGAAAAAUGUUUAAAACUAACUAAUUACCUAUAUGAGCGAGCACAAAAAAAUUCGCUUGCUGAAAGAAGGUAUAAGGAAAAUUGCUUUGCUAGCAGCUCAAAAUUUGAAAAGCAACUCUAAUAGCCCAGUCCCUUUACUAGUAAACUUAAAGAAAGUCAUGGAAUAUGAAGUAUCAUCAAUGGUUCAGUUUAUGGAAGCAUGCUACAGCCAACUCGAAGAAUUCGAAGCUUUUCUCAGACAAAAAUUUUUUCAUGGAAAAAUUAUUUUACUGUUAGAUGGAUUAGACGAAGUCAAAGGGCAGAAGAAAAAAGUAUGCGAAUACGUCUUCAAGGUCAUAGAAAUGUAUUCAUCUUUAUCCCUAUGUGUGAUUACUUCGAGGUUCAAAGGAUAUAUUGAAACAAAAGGAGCAGUUGUUGCAAGAAUGGAGCUGAUUCCUCUUAAAUUGCAGAUUUCUAUGGCGCAGUAUAUGCUUUCUGAGCUGCAGUUUGAGAGGUUUGUAUCAAUUGUGACUGAAGGGUCAAAUUUUUAUAGUGAGUUUAUGAGCACACCUUUUUUCCUAUCUCUUUUCUUACUCCCACCUAUGCUAGCGAAAAUAUAUUUUGUUGCUUACGAGGGAGUUAAUUUUUUUUAAGAAUUUUAUAUGUAAAUUUAAAAUAAUUAGGAAAAAACUGGAAGCAAAAAUUAAUUUAAUUUUUAAAAUUUAUAUUUUUGAAUUAAAGUGUUUAGAUUUUUUAUAAAUUAUAUCGAGAUUCAUUAUAAUAAUUAUCACUUAUAUAUCAAAAUACUUUUUCGUAAAAUUUUUUUGUUUGCUCGUCAUGGAGAAUGGGUUUUUUGUCCAAAAAAUAGGGAGGAGAGUUAGACCUUUUUAGAUGGGGAGAAAUAGGUGCAAGUGAAAAUAUUUCGAGAGGAAUUUUAUAUAGCAUAGGUCUGAGGAAACUAUUGGGAAAAUCUGUCACUCCAGAUAUAUUUAGGUUUCUUGAGCUAUUGGCAACUGAUAUUUUGGCAAAAGAUAUAAGGGAGUUUUCGUUCCUCGACGUACAAAAAUUAGGCUUUGGUGAUUGUUGAAAUGCUAUCAAGCAGAUGCCUAUUUUUAUAAGGGUAGAAAACGAUAUUAUAGAAAAGCUUUCUACAGGGCCUUUGAGUGAUGAAGAAUAUUAUAGAGACUCAAUAGAUGCAGAGUGCGGCAUUGGAGAGGUAAAAGACACACCUCUUUUUCAAGCUCUUACCUCCCUAGGCUAAAGAGCAAAAUUAUUUCCCUAUGAUCAGUGGACAAUUUUAUUGGAAAAUAAUUUUCUGAAGUUUAAAAAAAUUAAUGAAAAAUCUAAUUAAUUUAUUUCAUUUUUUGUUUCAAUAAAUACAAACUGUUUAAAUAUAACUGGUUUGACAUCUUAUUAUUGCAUGUUAAUACUUACAUAUAAUUUAUAUUAAAAAAGUUACUGCUUAUUAGCGAUGCUUAAUUUUCUCAAAAUAAAUAGUUUUCAAGAGUGUUUGCUUGCUAAAUAAGGAAGAAGUUAAAGGAAGCACAGCCAGACUUUCAUCUAUCCAAAAAUCAAGCUUAAUCAAAGAUAGGAUUUUUUCUAUGCAAAGUUCAAAAGAAAGCUUGGAAAGAGAAUUAAAUUGUGAAGCUCUUGAGUAUUUUAGAUUUCUCAGCCUUCGAUUUGCUGAAAUUCUCUCUGCUCAUAAUUUGAUUAACCAGAUUGAAGAUCUUAUUUCUCAGCUUGCUGGAGCUUUUUUAAUGGAAAGUUCAGCUUUUCAAAAAGCAUUCAAUCAAUGUCUUCCUAAAAACUAUUUAUUUUCAAGAAAAUACCGAGAAGUAGUCACCUUAUUUGCUUCACUCUGUAAUGAAAAUAUUUUUGAAAACUUCAUUAAAUAUUUACUAGCUGAAAACACUCUUGAAUUUUGCCAUAUAGCAGAGCGCCUUUUAAAAGAAAGGAACCAAACCCACAAAUUCAAGCAUUUAAUAAACAAGCUGAAACAGUCAAAAUGCGAGCUAACAAAAAAACAGUUCGUUAGGAACUUUUCUCAUCCGUCGUCAGUUGUGAGAAGAAUUUGUAGGUCAGAAGCAAUUGAUAACGGGAUUUUUGAAAUGGAAAUGCAGACUUUAAUCAGUCGAAAUUUCGAAGCUUCAUUAAGGCUUUCACAUUGGCUAGCACUUAAACAAAUUUCUGCUGUAUGUAAUGAUUCAAGCGUAAGGGUCACAAGAAUUUUAUUAAAUAGAGUUGUAGAUAUUGCUGCUGAUAUGAUCCAGCAGGCAAACAAGUCGCAAUCUUAUAAAUCAAUAGUUCUCAAAGUGCAUCUUACACUUCUCUUACUCUCCCUCUGUGAGCGAAAAAAAAAAAUUUAUUCGCUAACAAGGGGAGUAAUUUUUUUUAAAAAAUUAUAUAGAUUAGGCAUGACAUUAGGUCAUCCUGAGCUAUAUAUUAUAGUAAAUGUUUUGUUUUUAAUUUGUAAAGUUUAUGUUUUAAAAUGCAAGCUGCUCGAAAUUAAUUAUACUAAUUAUCACUUAUAUAUCAAAAUUUCUUUCAUAAAGCACUUUUCGCUCGCUCACGGUAGUGGAUUUUUGACCAAUAAAUAGGGAUUUUUCUAAUAGUUUUGCUCUAUUACGGAGAGAGUGGGCGAGUUAGCAAGUUUUGAAAAAGUUGAUAAAAGUCCUUCAGGCAAAAACUCUUCAAGCUCUUGUACAACUCCUCCUUCUAAUGUCAGCAUUGCUCCCAGCGCACAAGAGCUAUUUGAUAAAAACACAGAAGAGUCAACAAUAAGGAUAAGCUUUGACAGGAUGAAAAUUCCAAGAAGAGACUCAGUCAAUCUGGAUAGGAUGGGGUCAACCAAUAAAGUGAUAUCAACUUUGCUCGAAGCACUGAGAGUUUGUGAAUCAAUUGAUGUCAAUUUAACAGUAAGAUCUUUAAUUUUACUCGGCUGCUCUAUGAGUCAUAUGCACUCAGCUCUUGCAGGUAGAUUUUUCAAUCUUGGAGACAGAUGCAGCAAACUUGACAUUUUGCAAGUACUUACUCCCCCCUCCGUGGGCCAAUAAACCAUUGGAAAAUCCCUAUUUUUUGCCAAAAAACCCGCGAACAUAAAUUUUUUAUGAAAAAAAAAUUGAUAAAUAAGUGAUAAUUAAUAUAAUGAAAUCUCUAGUUAAUUCUGCUUAGUUUUAAACAGCUUGCAUUUUAGAACAUAAAUUUUACAAAUUAAAUAAUUUUUUCCUUUCCUAUUUUUGCGAAUUGGGAUUUUUUUUUGUAAAUUUGAAAAAAAAAUUACUAUUUAAAAAAAAAAUCGCUCACGGAGGGGAGAGUUAGAGAUUUAGGGUUCGUAACCCAGCAUACAGUGGAUAUUCCAUUGCUUUGUAUUGACUAUUCAAAAGAAACCAAGGAAAAAGCCAAAGAGAUUUUACGACUUCUAAAUGCAGGGAAACUAAAAAAAUAUGCUAUGAAUGUGCUGAUGAAAGAUGAGUCACAGCCUGUUAAAUCAAUACUUGCAUUACGAGCUCUAGGAUUCGCUAGUUCUUUUGAGCUUGACGAAGAAGUUGUUCACUUUCUUGUUCAAUUUAUUGACCACUAUGAUCUGCUCUUCCGACUUGAAGCCUUAAAAAGUCUUUAUAAUUUAAUUUCAGCAACUCAAGGCAUCAAUACUCAAGACACGCAAAUCCGCAAAAUACUAGCUGCAGCUCCUCAUGUUAUUAGAGACCGGCUAAAGCUACCAAAAUACUCAAGCACAAUGAGGAUAGCAAGCUUGAAAUGCUUGAUAGCUUUAUGAAUUUUGCUUGAUAAAGGUAGAGAUUAGAUUAAGAUUAAUUCUAGAGGGUCAAUGGGGUUUAUUUCAGCCCCAAGAGCUAGCUUAUCUCAGGUGGCGCCAGACUCUAACUCAAAUAAAGCAUUAUUUCUGUUGAAGUCACCGAAAAAUUAUGACGUCAGACAGUCUGUAGGGGAGACUCACCCGGUCUUGGCCCUUGACUAACGAUUAAGGACUGCCUACCACUUCCAGGGCUUGACGUAUUGUCGAAUCGCCCAAAAUCUCCUUCUUGGCCUGCCUUAGCCCUAUUGCAGACUAAAGAUAGCCUCCCAAGAAGUACAGAAGGAUGCUAUGCCUUUGCCUCUCGUCUGUGGGUUGAGGAAAAAAGGUUUAACAACAAAAAAUCCGCCCGAGAGCUAUCACCGAUAGGAUCCAUCUUCCAUGGGCAUUAACAUUAACAUUAACCUUAUUAUUAAGAGGCUCGUCGUAAUAGUUAGGGUCACCCCCGGUCUACCUUCACCCUUCGCGCUUCGCCGGUUGCUCACCACCAAUCGAUCACAACUUCAAUAUGUUGCUUCUACUGGACGAGGAUGUGCACUCGCUACCCGUAGUUGGAUGAGUUACGCCAUCCAGCAACAGAGGUUGCCCAUUCCGAAAAUUUGAAAAUCAAAUUUUCUGGUAGGACUGUCGGCCAAAAUGGAAAUCCAAGCCUGGGACGUAACGCCCAGUUUCACACUAGGGAGUUGCCCAAUUGAUCAGGUGGUACCUUCCUGAUGCUGCUGAGCUUCCCCUUUCUAACCUUGGAAACCAUUUCCCCAGAGGCAAAAACCCUGGUGUCAGAAUGAGCUGCAGUCGGCCUAGUCCGACGUUGCGCUCUCUGUGCCAAGGAAAAACCUAGCCGGAUACACAUUCCGAGCGCUAAUUUCCCUUCCAGAAGGUCCCCCGCGAACGCAGGCUACAGGUGUUGAGAAAAAGGGCUGGAUCCCCGUCGCCAUUUUAAUGUAUAUAUCCCAUCUUCCAUGGGCAUGGAUCAACUUACAGGACACCGAGGACCUAGCUCUGCUACCCCUUUUAAUAAUUCAAAGGUAGAGAAGACAAUCAUAUCUGCGAAAUGAACCAUAUUUUAGUCAAAGAACAGUUAGGGACAAGUUUUCUCGUAGGGAGCUUAGAAAGCAUAAUGCCUAUUCUUUACGAGUUUUUAAGCAGCGACAUUCAAGAAGAAAUUGAUGCCGGAUGACAAUGUCUCAUUGAGAUUGACCCUUUUUCAAACAACUCAAAUUUCCCUGAGGUGAUUAAAUUUGUGAAAAAUGUUUUACUGGACAGCAGGAUCAAAACAAGAAAAUAUGCUUUGAAAUUGUUGGUAAAAACCAUACCUUCCCUCGAGUUAAAAGACGAAACUAUGAAAAUUUUAAUCGACCUUAUCCCUAUUUUCACUUCAAAAGAAAUUGAGCUGGUAGCCAAAAUAAUUUUUAACUGAAGCGAAAUAUCAUCACUGAAGUCAAUUUUUCCACCCCUUAGCUCAGCUAUUUUGCCUGAGUUUGCAACCUUUAACUUAAAAUAUUAUAAGGAUGGGAUUUCAUACCCCUUGCUUCGCUCUACCCUCUUUGCUUGUGUGGCUUGAAGGUAUGCUUUGCUCCCUCUGGAUGAGGGCUUGCACUCGCAACCCAGAAGUAAAGACGCUGGGUCAUCGUACUGUAAGUCAUCAGGGUUAACCUUUCCGAGAAUUCAAAAAAAAAUUAUGGUCAGGGUAUCACCCGAAUGGAGCUCCUUGUAUUGUGCUAGGAAAUUGCCGGAUUGCCCAAGAGAAUGCUCUCUACCUUGCUGGCUAUCCCUUUCUAAAUUUUAAGUUCCAUAAUCCUUCAAGGCUAAACUUAGCUUGGAUGAAAGCCUGAGGUUGAUCAAUCCGACACUUCACUCCUUCAGACCAAAUAAAACCAUCCGGCACUCUCACCGCACGACACUCUCCCUUCCAGAAGAUCCCCAAACUCUUGUCUGACUACAGAUGCUAAGAGAACAGGUCAGCUCGCCACUCCCUUUUUUUAUGUGUGAGUUUGCAACUCACUUUUCAAAUAUUUUCCACUUAAUUGAUACUCUCGGCAAAGUUAUCGAUCAGGAAUAUGGGUACAUUUCCGAAAUUCCUCAGACAGGAUCCUCAUCAGAAUUUAAACAGCUAAAUCAUCAGAAUAAAUCAAUAAUGAACCACAUCACAGAAAACCUUCAAAGCACACUAAAAUCUUCAAUUCCUAAAAGAAACGAAUUCCUUGAUAUAAGUGGAGAGCCAUCAUUUUUCAAGGACGAUUCUCUGCAAGACAUGUCAAUCAUAGAAAUUGACGACUCCGAAAACAAGACUUCUCUUGACAGUGGAUCAGGUGAUUCUGAUGAAAAAUUACCUUCCGUUGUUUUAUGUUACACUAUUCUCAAGUCUGGGAUUAAAAGUGAAGCAAUUAACCAUAUAGUUUUGAAAUAUCUGAAAAAGUACGAUAAUAUCGAUGAAUUCUGUGUAGCUGCAGAAGCAUGAGCAAUAAUAAAUGGCAGCAAAGAGUUCUAUCAGCCUCAGGUAGAAGUUGCUUUAAAUAAUCUUAUUGACGAUUAUCCUGAAAAAAUUGCAAAAGCUGUGAUUGACUUGAAAUUUAAAUCUGACAGUAUUUGCAAUAAGCUGAUCGUAAAUUUGAGCUCUGGGACUCUUAAGCUUGAUUAUACAUAUAAAGCUAUUCUUAUUAGUAUGCAGCUGAAUUCUUCUGCGCCGUUGGAAGAGUUAUGCAGACUUGCAAUAAACUAUACUAAUAAUGAUCCACAGCUGCUUUUGUUUAUUCAUAACCAAGUAAGUAACACAAUUGAGCAAUUCACAAUUAAUUGCGAUUCUCAGCUGAAGUCUCUAAUUAUUUGUUUGAGCAAUAACCAUUGUGGACUUUUAGUACAGCCAAUUUGGCAGUAUUGGACAAAUCGGCUGAGUGAAAAUCCUGGGUAUGUUCUCCCUGAAGAUAUUCAAAUUGUGCUUGAAAAUUCUGAAGAUAUGGACUCAAAGUUCUUAUUGAGAUGGGCCAGGACUUUAGGAAUUUUAAAAGUUGAAUUUGUGGGAAAUGAAUCGAUCAUAAGCAUGCCAACAAGAAAAAUGUGAAAUAUAUAA